AAUGAACAUGUUCCUGGUAUUGAAAGGUUAGGUGAUUGUUAUAUACAAGGUAUUGGUACUUCUGUUGAUGAAAGAAGGGCUUUUGAAUUAUACUUGAAAGCUGCCAAUAUGAAUUAUAAUGUUGCGCAAUAUAAUGUUGCCAUUUGUUUUGAAGAUGGCAUUGGAACAACAAAAAAUAAAGAAAAAGCUAAUGAGUGGUAUAAAAAAGCUGCUGCUAAUGGCUUUGACUAUAAGCGUAUAACAACACUGAUCGACAAAAGUACUGGCCAAUAA
Molecule: messenger RNA, 273 nt
Organism: Funneliformis geosporum
Lineage: Eukaryota; Fungi; Glomeromycota; Glomeromycetes; Glomerales; Glomeraceae
Source: the annotation of a GenBank genome assembly